Messenger RNA from Coprinopsis cinerea okayama7#130, 999 nucleotides. RefSeq lists its product as hypothetical. The record is from RefSeq and is a predicted model, not a curated record. The transcript has 20 exons. Lineage: Eukaryota; Fungi; Basidiomycota; Agaricomycetes; Agaricales; Psathyrellaceae. Bases 1 to 999 code for a protein of 332 amino acids.
AUGGAGUCGACCGCGCGUCCAUUCGUUCUCGAUAACACUCUUGGAGCAGCCUUUGUUGGAAUGGUAGUCGCAGCAACACUGCAUGGCGUCUCAUGUGUACAAACGCUGUACUACUUUACUCACCAAACGGACCGAUGGCCCACCAAACUCCUCGUAGGGUCUGUCAUGUUUUUCGACACCGUUCACCAAGCUUUGAUUACCCACACUGUAUAUACCUACGUGGUCACGGAUUGGGGAAAUCCGAGGAUGUUGGACAACCUUGUCUGGAGCCUCUUGGUUGAGGUUCUGUUCAAUGGUUUGACUGCGCUUCUUGUCCAGAGCUUUUUGACUAUGCGCGUGUGGAAGAGCAAUGAGCAGUCGGAACUAUCUUCUCACCGGGCUCGUGGUGCGUCUCGCGAGCAACCUCAGAUCACGCCCUCCAUGAUUAACAGGUCUUUGAAGUCUUUAUUGGUCGUCGCCGAAUUUGUAUGCGUCCUAGUCUUCACCGCUGUGUCCAUGCGCCUGGAAACCUUCACCAAACUGGCCAACCUCGAGAUCCUCUUCUCUGUGAACACCGGGUUCUUGACGAGCCUUUGUGCAGUCGCUUCGUUGAUCUCCAUCACAGUAGCCGGGCACACCUUCCUAUACAUCGCCUUCUUCUUCUGCAUUGGUCGACUGUAUACUAACUCCCUCCUCGCGACGCUCAACGCCCGCAAAAUGAUUCGAGGCUCUGCAGAUGGAAUUCAUACCACCAGCGAAAAUAUCUCGUUGCACAAGUAUGGAGGUGGAGCGUCCCGCGUUAGUCCCUCGUUCGUUAGUCCAAGUAGGCAUCACGCUACCAACAUCUCUAUCAAGAUCGAUACGACGAAGGAAUUCGCGACGGACUCUGACCCGGAUAUGGAGGCCAUGAACGAAAAGUCGAUGCGGAUGAGCAUUAACGAUAUGCCGUCGCUGGCGAGGAACGACACUAUUCCCCACCAUUACACCACGGAGAAAGAGCCCGGCGUCGUCUCGAUCUGA